UGUAAAUGCUUUUGAGGUUAUGUUUUUCAUUGUCAGUAAUAUCCCGUUUACAACACGUGUUUACGUUUUUUAUAACGUGUUAUAGACAUAAAAACACAAAAUGGCAAAAUCCAUUCGUAGUAAAUGGAAGAGAAAGUGUAGAGCAUUUAAAAGGAUAAGGUAUGGAGCAAAAGAAUUGGAGAGGUUAAAGAAGACACUGGGUAUCGAUGAAAAGGGAACACAAGAAGUUGAAAUGACAGAAAUAUCAAAAAUUGCCACAGUUGUCGAUGCUGAAACAAUAAAGGAGAGUGCAAAGACAAAUGAAAAUACUGAAGCACAGGGUACAGACACAAUGGAAGUUGAUAGUGGUGUAAAACGAGUUUACAACAAGAGGACAAUGAGGGAUCAGUAUGGAAACUAUCCAAUAUGGAUGAGCAAACGUAGUAUUGCCAAACAUAAAAAGGGUAGAGCGAAGUCACGAAAGGGAACAACAAGGCCACAGAAAAGGUUAACUAGAAAACAGAAAAAACAGCGAAACAAAAGUGAAGUUAAAACUACUAGCGAUAACUAA
Molecule: messenger RNA, 550 nt
Organism: Habropoda laboriosa
Lineage: Eukaryota; Metazoa; Arthropoda; Insecta; Hymenoptera; Apidae
Product: protein LLP homolog
Exons: 3
Coding region: 101-550 (149 amino acids)
Biological process (GO): dendrite extension
Cellular component (GO): nucleolus
Molecular function (GO): RNA binding
Source: RefSeq, a predicted model, not a curated record